Messenger RNA from Aspergillus homomorphus CBS 101889, 729 nucleotides. RefSeq names its product protein-L-isoaspartate O-methyltransferase. Lineage: Eukaryota; Fungi; Ascomycota; Eurotiomycetes; Eurotiales; Aspergillaceae. Bases 1 to 729 code for a protein of 242 amino acids. Gene Ontology annotation, molecular function: protein-L-isoaspartate (D-aspartate) O-methyltransferase activity. The transcript is spliced from 2 exons. The record is from RefSeq and is a predicted model, not a curated record. Gene Ontology annotation, biological process: protein modification process. Gene Ontology annotation, cellular component: cytoplasm.
AUGGCGUGGUACUGCUCUGGAUCGACCAACAAUGAGUUAGUUGAGAAUCUAUACAAAACUGGCCUAAUCAAGAGCGAAAGGGUGAAAAUUGCUAUGAAAGGCGUUGAUCGGGCCCACUAUGCACCCUCAAGACCAUACUCGGACUCACCACAGCCUAUCGGACACGCUGCGACGAUCUCUGCACCUCAUAUGCACGGCCAUGCAUGUGAACACCUCAUCGACUAUCUUAAGCCUGGCUCGCACGUCUUGGACAUCGGAUCCGGCUCAGGUUACUUAACCCAUGUAUUUGCCAACCUUGUCACUGACUCGUCAGCUGGUAACCAAAGAGACGGCCAAGUCAUUGGUAUUGACCACAUACCAGAGCUUGUCAACCUGGCUCAUGAUAACAUGAGCAAAUCUGAACAGGGCCGUAAGUAUCUCGAGACAGGGAGGGUGAGAUUUAUCACUUCUGAUGGUCGCUUGGGAUGGCCUGAAGGAGCACCGUAUGAUGCUAUACAUGUCGGUGCAGCUGCCGAACGGCUACAUCCUGUUCUGGUCGAGCAGCUUCGCGCCCCAGGGCGAAUGUUUAUCCCGGUUGACAUGGAGAGCGAACAUGAAAGUACAGGCCGCCUUGGGCUGGGUGGCGGACAGUACAUAUGGGUUGUUGACAAGAAGGCAAACGGGUCCGUCAGCAAAGAGAAGAUCUUCCAAGUCAGCUAUGUUCCUCUAACCGAUCGCCCGGAAAAAUGA